CACCUGCGUUCAGUCCCCCAUGAUCCGCUGUGGCUCUUACCAAGGCCUGUGUUGCUAGUCAUCCCGGAAGCGGAAGUUUAGCACGGUGAGCACCGGGACCGAACCAUGAAGGAGGCUGUAGCUAAGCGACGUGAACCGGAGGACGUGGAGAUGAAAGAAGAGGAACCUGCAGCAGUAAAUGCGGAGGGAGGGAAGAAAGAGCUGGACAGCGUCACUCUUGAGGACAUUAAGGAGCAUGUAAGGCAAAUUGAGAAAGCUGUGUCAGGCAAGGAGCCAAGAUUUGUACUGCGUCCCCUUCGAGCUCUGCCUUCCACAUCCCGUAGACUUAAUCCCAAUGUCCUACACAAAGCAUUCAAUGGCUUUUUCACCUCGAAUGCUGCCACACGUGACUUUUUGCUGGGGUUUCUGGAAGAGCUCAUGGACACAGAAGGAGAUGUUCAGUUUCGACCUCGCACAGGAAAGGCUGCUUCUACUCCCCUGUUGCCAGAGGUAGAAGCAUAUCUACAACUACUGCUGGUGAUUCAUCUUAUGAACAGCAAACGCUAUGCAGAGGCCCAGAAGGUAUCGGAUGACUUGAUGCUGAAGAUUACGCCCCAGAAUCGUAGGGCACUGGACCUGGUGGUUGCCAAAUGUUACUAUUACCACUCCCGUGUUUAUGAGUUCCUAAACAAACUGGAUGGAAUUAGAAGUUUCCUGCAUGCAAGGCUGCGAACAGCAACACUAAGGCACGAUGCAGAUGGACAGGCAACACUACUUAAUUUGCUGCUAAGAAACUACCUGCAGUACAACUUGUAUGAUCAGGCUGAAAAACUUGUAUCCAAGUCGGUGUUCCCAGAGCUGGCGAAUAAUAAUGAAUGGGCCAGAUAUCUGUACUAUACAGGUCGGAUUAAAGCAAUUCAGCUUGAAUAUUCAGAAGCCAGAAGAACACUGACUAAUGCUCUGAGGAAAGCUCCCCAGCAUGCAGCUGUAGGCUUCAAACAGACGGUUCACAAACUUCUCAUUGUCGUGGAACUGUUGCUUGGAGAAAUCCCAGACCGCCUUCAGUUCAGACAGCACUCCCUAAAGAGGUCGCUAAUGCCCUACUUCCUGCUUACCCAAGCUGUUCGUACUGGUAACUUGUCUAAGUUCAAUCAGGUACUGGACCAGUUUUGUGAGAAGUUCCAAGCUGAUGGCACCUACACACUUAUCAUACGUCUCAGGCACAAUGUAAUCAAAACAGGUGUGCGCAUGAUAAGCCUCUCGUACUCUCGGAUCUCGUUGCCUGACAUUGCACUGAAGCUACAGUUGGACAGCCCAGAGGAUGCAGAGUUUAUAGUGGCCAAAGCUAUCCGUGAUGGGGUAAUUGAAGCCAGUAUUAAUCAUGAGAAGGGCUGUGUCCAGUCCAAAGAAAUGAUUGACAUCUACUCCACACGAGAGCCACAGUUGGCCUUCCACCAGCGUAUCUCAUUCUGCUUGGACAUUCACAAUAUGUCUGUUAAGGCUAUGAGAUUCCCCCCCAAGUCCUACAACAAAGAUCUGGAAUCGGCAGAGGAACGCCGUGAGCGAGAGCAGCAAGAUCUAGAAUUUGCAAAAGAAAUGGCAGAGGAUGACGAUGAUGGAUUUCCAUGAUUACAACAAACACUGCAGUUGUGACUGUUUUAUUAUGUUUAUAUUACGUCUUUUUUUUUUUUACCCUCUUAAUGCAGUUUUCUUCAUUUCUUCUAUAUGUCCAAGUCUACAAGUCCAUUCAGGGAAAGGGUCUCCCAGAUAGUGUUACAUUGUAUGUCCUAACUCCCUUUUCCGUGUGAGACUAGAACAGGGGCUUUAAAUGUUUCCACAUCUCUUUAUGACUAGCUCUAGCCCCCAGUGACAUCUACAGAAUUUAUUUAAGGCAACCAGCUAGAGUCUCCUUUUGUUAUUUAUUGGUUUUCUAUACUAAACAUACAUGUUCAAUUAUGUAUAUUGCGGUAAUCACACUUCAUCCCACUGAAGUGUUCCAGAUAAACUUUCCUGUAUACACUGCUCCUUUUUCGUUUACAUUUAGACACAAAACCAGACUUCAACCCCACCCCUCAAUAUGUGUUUUAAUUAUUUAGCUUUUUGGUUAUCUUUGUCAAAGGGGGCUGAUUUGUAUUUUAAUUAACCAAGAUAAGCUUUUCAGUCUACAAACGAGGAUACAGUUGCAGAGUGCAGGACUAGGCUUUUAAAUUAUUUACAUACUAGAACAACUAAAUGUGAAAAAUACCCAAUGACAACAUAGAUGGACAGAAAUGCUGGACAGGAGAUAUGCUAUAUUUUGGUAAUUUGUUUCUAGAAUCAUAUCCAGCAAUAGAACAGAAAAUAUAUUCAGCAAAGUGAAAUCUAGUUGAUGCCUUUAAAUAAUUUUAUCUCUGGUGUAAAAGAUAAACCGCAGUGUUUUAAGCUCCUGAUAGUAAUAUGAGAAUUCAGCACAGAGAGGCGACAAAUUAGAAUGUGUGAAAUAACUAAAACCUAAAAAAAUAAAUUUUUGGAAAUUUC
Molecule: messenger RNA, 2496 nt
Organism: Bombina bombina (fire-bellied toad)
Lineage: Eukaryota; Metazoa; Chordata; Amphibia; Anura; Bombinatoridae
Gene: PSMD3
Product: proteasome 26S subunit, non-ATPase 3
Exons: 12
Coding region: 106-1608 (500 amino acids)
Biological process (GO): ubiquitin-dependent protein catabolic process; regulation of protein catabolic process
Cellular component (GO): proteasome complex; proteasome regulatory particle, lid subcomplex
Molecular function (GO): enzyme regulator activity; protein binding
Source: RefSeq, a predicted model, not a curated record